GUAUGGCCUCACAUGUGCAAAUUUUCUCCCCUCACACCCUUCAGUCAAGUGCCUUCUGUAGUGUGAAGAAACUGAAAGUCGAGCCGAGUUCCAACUGGGACAUGACUGGGUACGGCUCCCACGGCAAAGUGUACAGCCAGAGCAAGAACAUCCCACCUUCGCAGCCAGCCACCACAACCGUCAGCACCUCCUUGCCAAUCCCAAACCCCAGCCUCCCUUACGAGCAGACCAUCAUCUUCCCAGGAAGCACCGGGCACAUAGUCGUAACAUCAGCAAGUAGCACUUCUGUCACUGGGCAAGUCCUAGGUGGACCACAUAACCUAAUGCGUCGAAGCACUGUGAGCCUCCUUGAUACCUACCAAAAAUGUGGACUCAAGCGUAAGAGUGAGGAGAUUGAGAAUACAAGUAGUGUGCAGAUCAUCGAAGAGCAUCCACCCAUGAUUCAGAAUAAUGCCAGUGGGGCCACUGUAGCCACUGCCACCACAUCCACUGCCACCUCCAAAAACAGUGGCUCCAAUAGUGAAGGUGAUUAUCAGCUGGUGCAGCAUGAAGUGCUGUGCUCCAUGACCAACACCUAUGAGGUUUUGGAGUUCUUGGGCCGAGGGACAUUUGGGCAAGUGGUUAAGUGCUGGAAACGGGGUACCAAUGAAAUUGUGGCCAUCAAGAUCCUGAAGAACCAUCCUUCAUAUGCCCGGCAGGGUCAGAUAGAAGUGAGCAUCCUGGCCCGGCUGAGCACAGAGAGUGCUGAUGACUACAACUUUGUGCGGGCCUAUGAGUGCUUCCAGCACAAGAACCACACAUGUUUGGUCUUUGAGAUGUUGGAGCAGAACCUCUAUGACUUUCUCAAGCAGAACAAGUUUAGCCCCUUACCCCUCAAAUACAUUCGCCCAGUCCUCCAACAGGUAGCAACAGCCCUGAUGAAACUCAAAAGCCUGGGUCUUAUCCAUGCUGACCUCAAACCAGAGAAUAUCAUGCUGGUGGAUCCAUCCAGACAACCGUACAGAGUAAAGGUCAUCGACUUUGGCUCAGCUAGUCACGUGUCCAAGGCUGUGUGCUCCACCUACUUGCAGUCCCGGUAUUACAGGGCUCCCGAGAUCAUCCUGGGUUUACCAUUUUGUGAGGCAAUUGAUAUGUGGUCCCUGGGCUGUGUCAUUGCAGAGCUGUUCCUGGGCUGGCCGUUAUAUCCAGGAGCUUCAGAAUAUGAUCAGAUCCGGUAUAUUUCACAAACACAGGGUUUGCCAGCUGAAUAUUUAUUAAGUGCAGGGACAAAGACAACCAGGUUUUUCAACCGUGACACAGACUCACCAUAUCCUUUGUGGAGGCUGAAGACACCAGAUGACCAUGAAGCAGAGACUGGGAUUAAGUCAAAAGAAGCAAGAAAGUACAUUUUCAACUGUUUAGAUGAUAUGGCCCAGGUAAACAUGACAACAGAUUUGGAAGGAAGUGACAUGCUGGUGGAGAAGGCAGACCGGCGGGAGUUCAUCGACCUGUUGAAGAAGAUGCUGACCAUAGAUGCUGAUAAGAGAAUCACUCCGAUUGAAACCCUGAAUCACCCUUUUGUCACCAUGACACACUUGCUCGAUUUUCCCCACAGUACACAUGUCAAAUCAUGUUUCCAAAACAUGGAGAUCUGCAAGCGGCGAGUGAAUAUGUACGACACAGUGAACCAGAGCAAAACCCCUUUCAUCACACACGUGGCCCCCAGUACAUCUACCAACCUGACCAUGACCUUUAACAACCAGCUGACUACUGUCCACAACCAGGCUCCCACCUCCACCAGUGCCACUAUUUCCUUAGCCAAUCCUGAGGUCUCCAUACUAAACUACCAAUCUACACUCUACCAGCCCUCAGCGGCAUCCAUGGCUGCAGUGGCCCAGCGGAGCAUGCCCCUGCAGACGGGAACAGCCCAGAUUUGUGCCCGACCUGACCCCUUCCAGCAAGCGCUCAUCGUGUGUCCCCCUGGCUUCCAAGGCUUACAGGCCUCUCCCUCCAAGCAUGCUGGCUACUCAGUGCGCAUGGAAAAUGCCGUUCCCAUCGUCACUCAAGCCCCAGGAGCUCAGCCUCUUCAGAUCCAGCCAGGUCUGCUUGCUCAGCAGGCCUGGCCAAGUGGCACCCAGCAGAUCCUGCUCCCUCCAGCAUGGCAGCAGCUAACCGGAGUGGCCACGCACACAUCCGUGCAGCAUGCAGCUGUGAUUCCUGAGACCAUGGCAGGCACCCAGCAGCUGGCCGACUGGAGAAACACACAUGCUCACGGCAGCCAUUACAAUCCCAUCAUGCAGCAGCCCGCCCUAUUGACCGGUCAUGUGACCCUUCCCGCUGCCCAGCCCUUAAAUGUGGGUGUGGCCCAUGUGAUGCGGCAGCAGCCAACCAGCACCACCUCCUCUAGGAAGAGUAAACAGCACCAGUCCUCUGUGAGAAACGUCUCCACCUGUGAAGUGUCAUCUUCACAGGCCCUCAGUUCCCCGCAGCGAUCCAAACGUGUCAAGGAGAACACCCCCCCACGCUGUGCCAUGGUGCACAGCAGCCCGGCCUGCAGUGCCUCUGUCACCUGCGGGUGGGGUGACAUGGCCUCCAGCACCACCCGGGAGCGGCAGCGGCAGACGAUUGUCAUCCCCGACACCCCCAGCCCUACAGUCAGUGUCAUCACUAUCAGCAGUGACACGGAUGAGGAGGAGGAGCAGAAACACGCCCCCACCAGCACUGUCUCCAAGCAAAGGAAAAAUGUCAUCAGCUGUGUCACAGUCCACGACUCUCCGUACUCCGACUCCUCCAGCAACACCAGCCCUUACUCUGUGCAGCAGCGCACUGGGCACACCACUACCAACACCUUUGACACCAAAGGGGGGCUGGAGAAUCAUGGCAACCCCCGAACCAUCAUCGUGCCCCCACUGAAAACCCAGGCCAGUGAAGUACUGGUGGAAUGUGACAGCCUGGGGCCAGUCAACACCAGUCACCACUCCUCCUCCUACAAGUCCAAGUCCUCCAGCAAUGUGACUUCCACCAGCGGUCACUCUUCAGGGAGCUCAUCAGGAGCCAUUGCCUACCGGCAGCAGCGGCCAGGUGCCCAUUUCCAGCAGCAGCAGCCCCUCAACCUCAGCCAGGCUCAACAGCACAUGGCCGCAGACCGCACUGGGAGCCACCGACGGCAGCAGGCCUACAUCACUCCCACCAUGGCCCAGGCCCCAUAUUCCUUCCCGCACAACAGCCCCAGCCAUGGCACCGUCCACCCCCACCUGGCCGCCGCCGCUGCCCACCUCCCCACACAGCCGCACCUCUACACCUACACAGCGCCCACCGCUCUGGGCUCCACCGGCACCGUGGCUCACCUGGUGGCCUCCCAAGGCUCGGCGCGCCACACUGUGCAGCACACUGCCUACCCGGCCAGCAUCGUCCACCAGGUCCCCGUGAGCAUGGGCCCUCGGGUGCUGCCCUCACCCACCAUCCACCCAAGUCAGUAUCCAGCCCAGUUUGCCCACCAGACCUACAUCAGCGCCUCGCCAGCCUCCACCGUCUACACUGGAUACCCACUGAGCCCCGCCAAGGUCAACCAGUACCCUUACAUAUAAACACUGGAGGGGGCAGGGAGGGAGGAGGAGGCACCAGCCACCCCAGGAGCUGCCUCACACUGAAGGUGCCACACACAAGCAAUGCAAAUGGGGUGGGUGGGAAGGGCAGGUACAGGGCUCAGAGAAACUUGAACCAGGAAGUGGGAGGACUUAGAACAGAGAAGAGAACGUUUUGAAAGGAAGGGAUUGAGGAGGGGGGAAAAAAAUCUAUGCUUUUUAUUUUAAAGAAAAAGGAAAAAAAAUUAAAACAUCAGUAACAGAAAAACACAGCUCAUGAACCCAUUCCACACCAAACUGGAAAGGAGGAGAAGAGAGCCACAGGAAGAUCCCAGGAGCGAGGGGCCCCAGUUUUUGAAGAACUUUAUCUAUGAACUUUUCAAAGAUUAUUUUCAUAUGGCAGCAAGUGACAUUGAAGAAUUUGCUGUCAGGGACACCUGAUGGGGAGUCCAAUAGAUUUUUAAUGAAUUUAAUAGGAGAAUUAGGGAUUUUUCCAGAACUCUAAAGGGCCAACACCAUUCCAGGGUAUCAGGCCAUGGUUGAAAUCAGGCUGAUGCACGGGGUUUGGUCUGGGGGACCCAAUUCUGGUGCAUUUGUCAGGAGUAGCGGGGAACAGCCAAACUAAUGGGGAACCCCCUGGGAGGGGGGCUGGUUUUCUCUUUCCGAGCACUCUGGAGAAAUCCCUAAGCAAUGUUAUUCCUCAGAUGUCAUUAAUAAUGUGUGUUGCAAACUUUAGUCCCCGCCCCCGAAGAUUUUCUCUUCGAAUCAACCCCUAGUCACAUAGCGUAGGGCUAGUGGUCGUCAAUGACACCCUAGUAGAAUGUAGCACUCGCGCCCUUGUUUUCUACCUUGUGUUCAACUCCAGUGAUACCAAUAGACUAUUCCUAUGUAAUUGCACAAAAAAAUGGGAUAGCAUAGGCAUGUAACCAAUGUGGUGGUCCAGGUGAGCAAGCGAGCGAGCACGUGUGGGUGUGAGCGCGGGUGCCGCCUCCCCUGUGUCCCUUGGCACCGCCGUCACAGCCCUCAGUCUUGAUUUUACACCAUUCCCUCCUAGUGCCUUACCGAACGACAGACAGACGCGUGUGAGGGUUUACUUCCACUGGUUCACAGCAGCGGCUGCACUUGUCAGCGGCUGCCUCACUCUUCUGUUGCGCUGUGGUAACAUUUUACUCGAGUCUUUCCUUUUUUUGUUGGAUUUUCAGUUCUUUGGUUUUUGGUUUGGUUUUUUCUCCUUGUUUCAUGCUGUUGUCUUUCUUGCGCUCUUUGCAAGCAGGAUGUCAGGGAAGCCGGCAGGACCGUGAGAAUUCAAGGAUCUUGAGAGUUAUGUGGGAGCCAGAUGACAAUGAGCAUCUCUGAUGACAGAGAUGGUUUUUGUUGAGUUUCCUUUGGGGCAGAGAUGCCCCACCCUUCACCCUCGCCCACCCAUUCCCCAGCUCUGCCAUGUGUGGGACCUAAAGUUUAGGGAUAUUGGCUUUGCCAGGCAGUGGCUUCUGGCCCAGCACAGCUUCCUAUGGCCAUCUGUGGAGAGGCUUGGAGGCCAGGUGUCUGACCCCAGGGCCACCUGUCCCUCCCUUCCAUAAGAAGCCUAGUAUUCUCAGAACCAUGCCACACUUUUUCUCCCACCAGCACUGCAGAGAGGGGCCUUUUCUGAAGAGAACCACCGAUCUGUUCCUGUUGAAUUCCUCCCUCACGUUGCCCAGAUCUGCCCAAGACAGUUUAGGCUUUGGUAUUUGAAGGGUCUUGUAGGCAGAAGACUGGAGGGAAGCUGGUAAGGGUGACCAGGGCUUCUCCACUGCACUUGGGAAAAUGCUCACAGAUAGUGAAAUCGCCAAGUCAGCCCUGUGCCCACUUCAUUCUUCUGACACCUCUGAAAGUUUUCUCAGGCUUUGAACACUGCAGGCAGUGGGGCAGGUGGGGAGUAGUUCCUGCCACUCAAGUGUGGACAACUCUGAAGCUGGGGGGCACUAGAGAAGCUCUGUGGGCAGGGAUGGGCUUCAAAGGAUGGCUCUGAUUGGCCCUGACACGGAGUCCUAACCCACCUCUCAGUCAAGUUCCCAGUGCACAGAGAUCUUCCAACCAGCCGCCUGUCCUCUUCCUCCCUUCCUUCACCUCCUCCCCAUGAGUGAUCUACUGUGAAAGGGUUUUCGCAGCGAUGUCAAUUGCCUCCAUUAGCGAAGCUAUGACUUAGCUCUUAGCUGUGAAAGAACUCUGGAAACUUCCCCACCCCAACAAUAAAUCUUUACUUUAUAAAGAAACAAGUCCCCAAAAACUGGAAGUGGCUUAGGGCAGGCCUUGGGCCAAAAGGAAGGACAGCACGACCUGCAAAAAGCUGGGCACACUGUGGUGGGACCGCAGGGACACAGAGACAGAGUAGUGACAUCCUGCAGCAGGGAGUCACUCUCCUCACCAUGAUCAGUACCAGCAUCAGCUGGAGGUGUGGCGGUGCCUGGCCCGAGACUGGGAAGCUGGGUGGUUCAGAGAGAAUGAGGGAGCCCUCCCUAAGCCACGCCAGCCUGGAAGACUUGUCUGCCACAGACCUUUGGGCAGCCAGGUGGCAGCAGUGUUCCCUGGCAUCUCACUGAGUCGCAGCAUCGGCUCAGCAGCCUCACUUUGCCAUCCUGGGCAGCACGCUGGCCUGCAGAACAGUGCAGUUCCAGCCUCUAUAGAUCUGUUCUCUUAGGGGAAAGAUGACCUAAAAGUUCUCAUUUCCUUUUGUCUCUAAGUGGAAGCUUCUUAACUCGUUCUCCUGAAAUUUUCUUUCCUUUUCUCCUCCCAGACAGGAAUAAAAGUUCCGUGCUGCUCAGAAUGUUAAUAUUAUCAUGCUGAUUACUUUAUUCUUGUCAUUGCCAUUGUAAUUAUUACUAUCUUCAUCCUGUUGCUAUUUUAGUCAGGGUUUUAAAUGCACUUAUUCCAAGCAUCUUUGUGUUUCCCUUUAAUAUUUGAACUUACAAUAUUAUGUCUGAGUAGACUGGAGGGACACACAGAUGUCCAAUUUUGUCAAACAAAGAGGAAAGACCCAGGAUUUAGGAAAAUUAUUCCUGUCAUCUCUAUUCUACAAAUGGCCAUCAUGAAAGACUCACCAUAAAACAAAGUCAUGACCUUUCUCUGCAGUCCAGCCUGGGGUCUGGGCAAUAUCACUAUCAGUGUAUGUCCCUAGAUUUCCAGGGACUUAGAGCCUGAGGAGGCAGCUUGUGGGUUUGGGGCUGCUGGUGCACCCCUUAGACUAUUGAAUCCUUACACAGCACCUCUCCCAAUGCUCUCCUGUGCAUCUGAAAUCUGAUGAUCACGCUCAGCUUUCCUUGCAUCUGAUACAUGAGCCACAAAAGCCCUUCUCUUCCCAGAGCUGACCCAACCCCUUUGCAAAACAUUCCCCUUUUCCCAGAGUAUGGCUUGUGCCCCUCCUCGAAGCCACUGGUCACGGGAAGCUGGAGUAAGAGUGAUGGGCACCAGUACCUCCCCAGGAUGUUUCAGCCCCACUCCCCUCCAUGUACCCUCCCCACUCCCCAUAGAAACACAUCCAGCAUGCAGUUCACUGAGCCAGAAAGGGGUGUCGGAGUAAGGAGGAAGCGGAGAGCCUUCUGCAAGGUCCAGCAGCCGCCCAGAUUAUGCAUGCCACACCCCCUCUUCAUUGGCAAAUAGCCACAGCAGGGCCAUGUGGCCAGCCCCUCAGGUUCUGAUGGUCCCUUGGUACCCACACUGUGGGUGAUGGAUGUCUAUGGGCUGCCUACCAAGCCCAGAGACUAUCAGCCUAUGUGAAGAAAGAUUUGACAUGGGCAGCUUCUGUGAGCAGAAAUGAGUUGUUGGGCAGUGGCCAUUUGCCAGAUGUUUGUGCCCACCCCAGCCCUCGCUUCACACCCUCUUCUAAUCCUGAGCAGAGCUGUCAUGUCAGAAGCCACACAAGAUCCCAGUGUGCUCAUUCACACCCUUGCCCAGAUCCCCACCAGGUGCUCAGCACUGGGUCCCCUCGCCGAAGCUGCCUUCCCUGGACCAAGCUCUCAGUGGAGAGACAACUGCCUCCCUAUUCAGACCCCAAGUCCCCCAGCACAUCUCUAGUCUUGGAUGGGUUCUAUCCUUCCUCAGGGAAGAAAAUGGUCCUGAGCAAGGAGAAGUUGGCAAGGACAGGUCGGGGAGAGGCAUCUGGUUGGAGCCUUAUGAAGCUGAAGUCAACUUGCUUCUGUGUGCUGGUUCUCACUGACAUGUCUGGGCAUUGGCACCCAUGUCUCUGCUUAGUUUGGGACAUUUCUAAGGGAAAGGGGUGAGCAGGCUAUGAUGGGUGAGUCCAGUGUCAAUGCCAGUUAGCACUGUGGGGCACAGCGAGUGGUCGGCAAAUUCAAAGGAGGAAGGAGGCUGGAGCGAACGGCCAUUUCCGUUUGCCUCCUGGGCUGCAUGGACUUGUCAUGCCUCCUUGGUGGCUGGGUCUCUGUGGGGUGUGGAAGCUAGCUGAGCUGUGCUCCCAUCCUGGAGCACCCAGCCUGCCCAAAUGCCACUGUGUCGGACAGAAGGUUGGAAAGGGGAGCUGGGCGCACCUGAUGGGAUGAUGUCCCUUGACUCAGUCUCAGGAGUUGCAGACACUCAUUUUGAAACAAGCUCGAGGAGGAGGAAUUGGGUCACGUGAGUGUGUGUUGAGUGAGGAGUGCAAACGUUCUUGGAAACCAGAGCGUGGAGACGAGGAGGCUUCAGGAAGUGUUGCUGUUGUUCACAGUUGCUAGAAGGACACAGGUCCCCACCAUUGUCUGGCCAAGGGCAAGUAAAAUAGGGGACAGCUGCUCCAGCUGGCCUGCCAAAGAACCACUAGGACAGAAAACAGAAGAAAAUAGCUCAGUGCCCUCAACUAGCAGAGAAAGCUCUUACAGAGAGCCAAAGGUUUAUUGGCAGGCCCGGCCUGGCUAGCAGGAGCUGUUUGCCACAACACAUUCCAGCCCUGGGACACACAGGCUUCUUUUCCCAUUUGUGUCUUCUAUCUGGUAUUGGACAGAUUUUUAAAGGGAAAACCUCAAAAUUGAGCAGGUCAGUGAUGUCCUCACCAAAUUGGAAAGGGAAGCAAAACUGUUCCUUUCUAUAGCCAAAGAAACCUUCUCAAAGACACCUUUAGAGAUGAGAACAUGACAUCCCUCUUGCUCCUUUCUGGGCAGUAAUGACAUCAUCAGUGACACAGUUCCAUUUGUCUUUCUCUUUCCUUUCUGCCCUUUUUUAAAAAUUUUUUUGUUACAUUUAUUUUAAAACACUCAUCUUGGAGAGGAGGAGGAGUGACCCUACAUGCUGCUGCUAUGUGGAAGACAGAGGUCCCACACCGUCACACAUGACUGCAGCAAACAGACUGGCUCAGGUGAC
Fukomys damarensis (Damara mole-rat) is the source of this 8894-nucleotide messenger RNA. It is a transcript of the gene Hipk2, whose product is annotated as homeodomain interacting protein kinase 2. Gene Ontology annotation, biological process: intrinsic apoptotic signaling pathway in response to DNA damage by p53 class mediator; smoothened signaling pathway; peptidyl-threonine phosphorylation. Bases 3 to 3566 code for a protein of 1187 amino acids. Gene Ontology annotation, molecular function: ATP binding; transcription coactivator activity; protein serine/threonine kinase activity. The record is from RefSeq and is a predicted model, not a curated record. The transcript has 14 exons. Gene Ontology annotation, cellular component: PML body; cytoplasm; nucleus. NCBI's taxonomy places the organism in Eukaryota, Metazoa, Chordata, Mammalia, Rodentia, Bathyergidae.